AUGUUGUUGUAAACAGCAAGUAAACAGACAGACGCAUAUCGUAGAGUAAAUGAUUAAGUAGGAGUAGUGACAUCACAUCGAAAUUUGUUGUCACUGUUGGCUACAACGAUUCAAUUCUAUUGUUAAAGUGUCAAAAUAGUGCGAAACGCCUGAAUCGAUAAACCGUGAAUGAUUUCAAUUGCUCGUGAGAGUCAGCGUAUUUUUUCAGCAUAAACGAUGAAACAUGGGGAAGACCUCAAAGGAUAAACGUGAUAUUUACUACAGACGGGCUAAGGAGGAAGGAUGGAGAGCGAGAAGCGCUUUCAAACUUCUCCAAAUUGAUUCAGAGUUUCACAUAUUUGAAGGUGUAACCAAGGCUGUAGACUUAUGCGCCGCGCCUGGGAGCUGGAGUCAGGUCUUGUCACGAAAAUUAAAUAAAGAUGAGAAUCAAACAGCCAGAAUUGUUGCAGUCGAUUUGCAAGCUAUGGCUCCACUUGACGGAGUUGUACAAAUUCAAGGCGACAUCACCAAAGUUAGUACUGCUGAAGAAAUCAUAAAACACUUUCGAAACGAGCAUGCCGAUCUGGUUGUUUGCGACGGAGCACCGGAUGUAACCGGCCUCCAUGACAUGGAUAUAUAUAUUCAGUCUCAGCUACUCUUGGCUGCGCUGAAUAUUACCACUCAUAUUUUGAAACCACAUGGUAUAUUUGUGGCAAAAAUUUUCCGCGGUAAAGAUAUAUCGCUACUGUAUUCGCAGUUGAAAAUAUUUUUCAAAGAUGUCUACUGCACUAAGCCAAGAAGUUCGAGAAAUUCUAGCAUCGAAGCUUUUGUUGUAUGCAAAAACUACUCUCCACCAGAAGGCUACCAGCCACAUAUGCUAAACCCUUUGCUUACUCACGAGCAUUGUGAUUUCAAUCAGUUAACCGGAAUCAACAGAUAUGUUGUACCAUUCGUAGUAUGCGGUGAUUUAAGUCAACCUGAUUCAGAUGCUUGCUACUCACUUGAGUAUGAAGGAAAGGAGUACAAGUAUCAUGAGCCCAAUCAAUCCCCCAUAUCUCCACCAUACGAAGAGGCGAUAACACUGUUGGAAAAAGGAAAACUUCAGCUCAAAAAACCUGGGACAAGUCUGACAGUAUUUAAUGAACCUGAAUCCUCAAUUUCUGCCUUCAAAGAAAAAUGCACCAUAUCCAGUUCUCCAGAAGAAGAGCCAUCGGUUACAGUAUCCAUCUCUGAUAACAAAGCAUUGAAGGAAAUUGAUGAUGAAUCGAAGUAAUAAAUUAAUGAGAUAUUGUCAACCGA
Messenger RNA from Neodiprion virginianus, 1278 nucleotides. It is a transcript of the gene Trm7-32, whose product is annotated as putative tRNA (cytidine(32)/guanosine(34)-2'-O)-methyltransferase. Gene Ontology annotation, biological process: cytoplasmic translation; tRNA methylation. NCBI's taxonomy places the organism in Eukaryota, Metazoa, Arthropoda, Insecta, Hymenoptera, Diprionidae. Bases 224 to 1252 code for a protein of 342 amino acids. Gene Ontology annotation, molecular function: tRNA methyltransferase activity. Gene Ontology annotation, cellular component: cytoplasm. The record is from RefSeq and is a predicted model, not a curated record. The transcript has 6 exons.